CGUGCUGUGAACUUCUACAGGAGAGAUGUAGGAGACUGGGCUCGAAGAUAUCUGAACUUGUUGUUCUGCCCAUCUAUGCCAACUUGCCCUCAAGACAUGCAGGCCAAGAUCUUCAAUCCCACUCCGCCUGGAGCACGCAAAGUUGUGGUGGCCACAAAUAUCGCAGAGACGUCUCUCACAAUCGACGGCAUCAUCUAUGUGAUUGAUCCAGGUUUCUGCAAACAAAAGAGCUACAAUGCAAGAACAGGAAUGGAAUCUCUCAUUGUCACUCCCUGUUCACGAGCAUCUGCCAAUCAGAGAGCAGGUCGUGCAGGAAGAGUGGCUGCUGGGAAAUGUUUUAGGCUAUGCACUGCCUGGGCCUUUAAACAUGAGAUGGAGGAGACCACCGUCCCUGAGAUCCAGAGAACAAACCUGGGCAAUGUGGUUCUGCUGCUCAAAAGUCUCG
Molecule: messenger RNA, 445 nt
Organism: Sinocyclocheilus rhinocerous
Lineage: Eukaryota; Metazoa; Chordata; Actinopteri; Cypriniformes; Cyprinidae
Product: putative pre-mRNA-splicing factor ATP-dependent RNA helicase DHX16
Exons: 3
Cellular component (GO): catalytic step 2 spliceosome; intracellular anatomical structure
Molecular function (GO): helicase activity; RNA binding
Source: RefSeq, a predicted model, not a curated record